Siniperca chuatsi (mandarin fish) is the source of this 1710-nucleotide messenger RNA. RefSeq lists its product as uncharacterized. NCBI's taxonomy places the organism in Eukaryota, Metazoa, Chordata, Actinopteri, Centrarchiformes, Sinipercidae. The transcript is spliced from 10 exons. Bases 815 to 1471 code for a protein of 218 amino acids. The record is from RefSeq and is a predicted model, not a curated record. Gene Ontology annotation, biological process: synaptonemal complex assembly. Gene Ontology annotation, cellular component: synaptonemal complex.
GUAAAUCGGCAUGGCCAAUAUUAUCGGCAGAUUUUAACUGAACAAAUAUAACAUCAGCAUAUAUGGUAUGUUGGCCGAUAUAUAACAAGAAGUCUCAGCACAAACAUACCGCCAUUUAAUAGGUUGUUAGCCAUAGAGCUGAGGCUUUAUUCUUCCCACAGUGCAUAUUGUCACACUUCACAUUAUUAAGUUUUGUCAUGUCAUAUUUUUGUGUUAAAAAUACAUAUCAGCCAAUUCAGCAUUAUUAUUGUUGUUUUUUGUCUUUUUUACUCUUUACUAUAAGGCUUACGAAUAGAGGAUACCUAGUUACAAACUGUAUUAGGAACAAAUUUUGGUUUAAAAGAUUAAAUGUCAUCGAAAUACAACAUCAAAUUGAGACAAUGAUCAAAAUGACAAGUCAUGCCCAUUCAGUAAAAAUAUCAUUACAUGUGUUCUACACAUAGACUGUAUAAAAAUGUAAAGUGUUAUAAGCUGAAGCCGGUGGUAGCCCAGUGGAAGUUAUCAUUAUUCAUUGUUUGUAAAACAAGCAAUUACAAGCAGUAAUUGAUUUUCUUCCUGCCACUGGCGACAGCAAGGCCAUGAAACUGUUUGCUUUCCAACCAUAACUUUUAUCUGCAACUGCAACUUUUCAGCUAUAAAUAAAUACAUAAAUAUAUUAGUCUGCUACUGCGGUGCACGCGCACCUUUGAAAUGUCUUGGGCGCCAAACGUGGCGUUCCAUCCUCGUGCGCACGUCAGUUAGGACUCUGGAGGAAAAAGUGGGUACAUUAUCCAUCUGGAUAGUUUAGGAAAAGACUCCCCUGGGCUGGCUAAACAUGAGCGAAUCGGCAGGAUUCAACAUUGAUGACCUGAUUAAUGUUACGCUACUGAAAGAAGGUGAAGGAGUGCAGGAGCCCGAAGUUGAACAGUUGAUGGGCAAAUUAAGGAGGCUGCAACAAGGUAAAAGAGCCCUGGAAGAAGAAAUUAAGGAGAUCAAAUCAGUCAGUGACUCUUUGCAGAAAGAGCUUGAAACUUGCGUUGUUGUUGUUUUUACAGUACAAACUGAAGCAUACCAACUGGAAGGAAUCCAUAAAGAAAAAGAAGAGUUGUACAGGAAGCUGCAGUUUCAGUGUGAGGAGUCUGAGCAGGACUCUGCCAGGCAGUUAAAGCAGAACAAGAAAAGUGACGAACUGCUGGAACAGUACAGAUGUGAAAUCCAGGAAUUCAAGCUUAAACACCGGAAGCAGCGUCGGCCUUGUUUUUGCAGGAUGAGGUUUGAAAACCAACUUCAUCAACUGAUAGAGCAGCAUAAGAAUCUGCACUCUGUCUUUACUCCAGAAAGGCUCCCAGAUGAAAUAGGGAGUGCUGAGAAUACAAAAAGUCAGCUGUUAUCAGCUGAACAAAUGAAGUUGGCUCAGCUGCAUCGCCUCGCUGAAGAGGUGAAGAAACAGAAGCAGCCAGGGACAGCAGCUGCAGAGACUCAGGAUGAGUAAAACUGCAAGUCUGUAGGUAGUUUUAAAGAAUCAGAGGUAAUAGUCUGGGUCAAGUGAAAACCUUAAAUCUCCCAAAUGUCAGCUUCCCAAUUCCAUCAGUCCAAGGGUUACAGAAUCCUGCCAAACUUGUACAGCAAAAAACUAAAACUACAGUUGACCUCAAAAUAUCCAGAAUUUUAGUCACGACUUGUUGAUUUAUACCAGUGACAUCCAAGUAAAAUGUUUGCCUACCAAACUCA